AUGUGGAAGACUUGCUCAGAACUGUGUAGACCAGAGGCUGUCAAAAUUCUAGCUAGAUCCGACAUUAUUGGACAUGGGGGUCUUAACCAACUAGGCGGGAUGUUUGUGAAUGGGCGGCCGCUCCCGGAGGUGAUCCGCCAGCGCAUCGUGGACAUGGCCCACCAGGGCGUGCGCCCCUGUGACAUCUCCCGCCAGCUUAGGGUCAGCCAUGGCUGUGUCAGCAAGAUCCUGGGCCGGUACUACGAGACAGGCAGCAUCAAGCCAGGGGUGAUUGGUGGCUCCAAGCCCAAGGUGGCUACACCCAAGGUGGUGGAAAAGAUCGCAGAGUACAAACGGCAGAAUCCCACCAUGUUCGCCUGGGAGAUCCGCGACCGGCUGCUGGCCGAGGGGGUGUGUGACAGCGACACCGUGCCCAGCGUCAGCUCCAUCAACAGGAUCAUCCGGACCAAAGUUCAGCAGCCGUUCAACUUGCCUCUGGAUGCCAAAGGGCUCAGCCCAGGACACACACUCAUCCCCAGCUCAGCUGUGACUCCGCCUGAGUCUCCACAGUCCGAUUCUCUGGGUUCCACCUACACCAUCAGUGGGCUGCUGGGUAUCACACAGGCCAGUGCUGAUGGAAAGAGGAAACACGAUGACAGUGAUCAGGAGAGCUGCCGGCACAGUGUGGACUCCCAGGGGAGUGGCGGCGGCCCCCGGAAGCAGCUUCGACCCGAGCACUUCGCUCCCCAGCACCUGGACAGCCAGGACUGCGGCUUUGAGCGGCACCACUACGGUCCCGAGGCUUUUGCGUCUCCCAGCCACAGCAAGGCAGAGCAGGCUCUGUAUCCUCUGUCACUCAUUAAUGGAAGCCUAGAGGAUGGGAAGACCAGCCUCUCAACAUCGAGCUCUGCCAUUGGACGGAAUCUGACUUCACAUCAGGGCUACUCUGUGGUAGCAGACCCCCUACAGCCCCUCCCACUUUGUCUGAAGCAGGAAAUGUCACCUGAAGAGACCAGUGCUGGGUCCUCCCCCAAUGUUAUGCCCAGCUCUGCUUUCCUGGACCUGCAGUCAAUCCCAGCUCCUGCCUCUGUCAGUAGCAGUGGCGGAUGCUCCACUCAUCUCUCUCAUGCCUUCAGCUCAUUGUCCCAUCAUGGUCCAGUGUACAGCCAGUUCAGCAGCCAGUCUCUCAUAGCAGGGCGGGAUAUGGUGAGCUCAACACUUCCUGGCUACCCCCCUCACAUUCCUGGCAGUGGUCAGACAGGCUUCACCUCUUCUGCCAUCACCAGCAUGGUGGCAGGCACAGAUUACUCUGCCCAGGCCUACACUCACUCUCCCUACUCCUCCUACAGUGAGGCAUGGAGGUUCACAAACUCUGGCAUUUUGGGUUCACCCUAUUAUUACAGCUCUGCAUCCCGCACAGCUCCCCCAUCCACAGCUGCUUAUGACCACCUUUAG
Megalops cyprinoides (Indo-Pacific tarpon) is the source of this 1434-nucleotide messenger RNA. Its product is annotated as paired box protein Pax-8-like. NCBI's taxonomy places the organism in Eukaryota, Metazoa, Chordata, Actinopteri, Elopiformes, Megalopidae. Gene Ontology annotation, molecular function: DNA-binding transcription factor activity, RNA polymerase II-specific; RNA polymerase II cis-regulatory region sequence-specific DNA binding. The record is from RefSeq and is a predicted model, not a curated record. Gene Ontology annotation, biological process: anatomical structure development; regulation of transcription by RNA polymerase II. The transcript has 11 exons. The coding region runs from base 1 to 1434 and encodes 477 amino acids.